CUUCCGACUGCUCCUUCCUUUUUCCUGACUCCCUUUCCCUCUGCGCACGUGGGGUCGGCGGUGGCGUUCGGUCUCCGCAGCCAUGGCGGCCAAUACCGGGAACCUGCCGAUGCGGCUGCUGCGCAAGAAGCUCCACAAUCGCAACCUCAAGAUUCGCCAGCGCAACUUGGCCCGGCAAGCGGCGGGGGCGGCGGAUGGCGCGAUGGGCCCCGGGCCCUCCGGUAAGACGGCGGCCGGUGGGGAGACAGGGACACGGGCGCCACGGAGGGAAGGAGGGGAGACCAGGGACGGGCUUUUUCUGUUUCAUUUGUGCGUUGGUUUAUUGGAUUUCUACGCUGCCCUUCAUCCGGGGGUCACAGGGCGGGUGGCUGUAUAAAGACGCAAAAAAAUACAUAACAGAGUAACGAGCAAAAACAGCACCCCCCCCCCAACAGUUUAAAAGGGUAAUACAGUGGUACCUCGGGUUAAGUACUUAAUUCGUUCCGGAGGUCCGUUCUUAACCUGAAACUGUUCUUAACCUGAAGCACCACUUUAGCUAAUGGGGCCUCCUGCUGCUGCCGCGCCGCCGGAGUGUAACCCGAGGUACCACUGUAGAUUAUUGAGUUAGCCAAAGGCCUGGGAGAAGAGGAAUGCAUUUGCCUGGCGCCAAAAGGUGAUACGUGGCUCCCUCCCACACACAUUUAUUGCACCCCGAUCAGGGGACAACAGUGUAUUUCUUUGUAUUUAAGAACGUGAGAAUAGCCCGCUGGAUCAAGCCAAUGGCCCAGGUAAGUUCAGCAUCCUGUUCUCAAGGUAGCCAAGGGGCUGUAAGCAAGAUUCGAACACUUCUGUGUUUGGGGGCAACUGGUAUUCAGAAGUUUGACUGCCUCUGACCGUUGAUGCAGAGCAUAGCCAUCAUGGCCAACAGAGGGAGAAGCAGAUUCCUCCAGGAAUUUGUCUAAUCUUUUAAAGUCAUAUGGGUUGGUGGCCACCUGUGGGAGUGACUUCCAUAGUUUUAACUAUGCACCGCAUAAGGACGUGCUUUCUUUUGUCUACCCUAAAUCUUCCAACAUUCAGUUUCAGGUCAUAAGAACAUAGGAAGACUGCCUUAUAUCGAGCCAGACCAUUGGUCUAGCUUGCUCAGCAUUGUCUACACUGAUUGACAGAGGCUUUCUGGGGUUUCAGGCUAGAAUCUCUACCAACCCUACCUGGAGAUGGUACUGGGGUUUGAACGCAGGGGCUUCUGCUUUCAAGGCAGCUAGUUACUCUACCACUGAGCUGUAACCCUUCCCCAAGUUCUAAGAGUUCUAGAGUUGUGAGAGAGGGAGAGAAACACUAUGCACUUCCUCCAUGCCAUGUGUCAUGUCACUCACCUUUUCUCUAAACCAGGCAUGUCCAACUCCCGAGAGACUGAUCUUCUCCCAGUAUAAAAAAAACUGGCAGUGAUCUACCCAUUGGCAUUGGAGGGAGGAGGAGUGUGCGUGGGGUGGGUGGAUUGUUGAACUUUUUUUAGGAGGGAAGUGCCCAGAGUUGUUGAGCUUUUUGGGGGGAGGAUUGCACAGAGAUUUGUAGCUUUCCCCUCCGUAACUUUUUGUACAUGAUAAGGAUCCCAUGAUCUACUAGGAUCAGCCAGGGAUCUACCGGUAGAUCGUGAUUUGCUGGUUGGACACUCCUGCUCUAAACUAAAAAGGCACAAGUGCUGCAACCCUUGCAGAGGAGUCAUUCCAUCCCCUUGGUCGUAUUUGGUUGGCAUUCUCUGAAUCUUUUCCAGCUCUACAAUAUCCUUUCUAAAACAUGUGCACACUUACUUUUUGUGAGCAAGAAGAGGUUGUCCAUUGGGUCCAAUAGAGAGAGUGUAUGCACCAGUAGUAAUUAACUGGAGGAGCUAUGAAUGUGAUCUGGCCCUUAAAAUUCAUGUGUGAAGUUGUUGUUGUUGUUGUUUCUUAAAUGGUAUCAGACAUUGCUUUGAUUUAUUAUUGUUUGUCUCAUUAGGAGCAACAAUUGAGGGCAUCGCAGAAGACUUUUCCAGCAUCUCAGAAGCAGCAGCUGAAGAACAAAAAACAGAGGGUGUGGAACAGACUAAAGUAACACCAAACAAUGGUGAGGCUGGAAACACACAGCCUGAGUUGAAAAAGAAGAAGAAAAAGAAGAAAAGAAAAAUUGUGGCUGAUACAGAAAAUGGUAUUAUAUCUCUUACUUUUAUCCAGUUGUAAAAAUAAUCAUAAUCAUAAUUAUUUUUAUUUAUACCCCGCCCUCCCCAGCCAAGGCCGGGCUCAGAGCGGCUUACAAGCAAUAAUAAAAACAAGUUAAAUGAUUACAACUUAAAAACAAAAUUAAAACAUACAACAUUAAAAUAUUAAAAUGUAGCCUCAUCGCAGAGGGAGAAGGAAAAGAAAAAAGAAAGAGAGGGAGGGAAUCAAAUUGGCUCCAAGCCAAAGGCCAGGCGGAACAACUCUGUCUUACAGGCCCUGCGGAAAGAAAUCAGAUCCUGCAGGGCCCUGGUCUCGUGAGGCAGAGCGUUCCACCAGACUGGAGCCAGAGUUGAAAAGGCCCUGGCUCUGGUUGAAGCCAAUCUAACUUCCUUAGGACCCGGGACCAUUUUAAUGCCUUUUAUGGGUGCUCAGGUGCCCAACAGUUGCCUAUUAGGUGCUUGGGAACCACAGUGCAAAGGGGAUUGCCAGUCCUAUGUUUGUAAGUUGCCUUGUGCUGUUUCAAAGUUUACCUUGUCUGGUUUCAAAGUUUAAAGAAGUAGCACAAGUGCCUUGCAAGUGUGAAGCUUCUUCAAGGAGCAGCACAGGGAGGGAGACGCAGCUUCUAUUGAAUGGGAAACCUGAAAAAUGGAGUCCAUAUUGGAAGAGCAGUAGAUAAACUGGCUGUUCAUCUGAUUGAGCAACACAAUUCUGCCUUCUCUGUUUUCUUCUUUGUUCUCUUCUGCUUUCUAGGUGACUACUCCACAUAGUGCAGAACCAGCUUUUCCCUCCUUUUGCAGCUUAGAUGCAGAAACUUUGGUGGUGGUUUAUAUGUGGCAUAAGUACAUUUUUGUCCAUAGUUUAAAUGCUAAAACCAGAGAUCAACAAUGUGGAAUUCUUCCUAUGGCCCUUUCAAUGAAUAUACCAACUACACUGACUGCCAUAUAGAUUCUUGCUGCAGACUGCUAGUUCAUAUGUACAUGUCCGGUGUUGGCAUUGAUUAAUUUCCAUGCAUUGUGUAUACACAGAAAUUAAGAAAGCAAAAAUGGAGGAAGAAUGCACUGAGGAAGAAGACACCUUAAAUGGGGAGCCCAAAGAAGAAAGUAGUGAAAAUCUGGAUGAGAAAGAAGAGUCUGAAGAUGCCGAUGGACUUGCUUUGCCUCUUGGACUAACAGGCAAGCUCCUCACACCCCCCACUUCUUUGUUCUGUUUCUUGUUUAGUGAGAUUUUGUAUAUCAAAAUGUUCAGAUGGUACUGGGUUUUCUCUUUUUUAAAGCGAACGUUAAGUCAAUUGGUAGUUUCACUUAUUGUCUGUGGACUGACCCUUGGGAGUACAUUUCAUUGAACUCAGUGAGAUUUAUUGGACUGGGCUCCAGGGCUCUGGAUUUUGAUUUCUGUUGAUCUUGGAGAUCAAGUUAUCCUUGCUUUGGCAUCCAUCUGCAGCACGAACCUCUGGUCAGCAGUGGCAAGGCUUGAUGGACCAGUGCAUCCCACGCUAUGUCUGCGGCUCCAGCAUUCACAUUGGUUAGAGUGGAAGGUGGGGUGGGCAGGAGGGAUGUCCCUUUACGGUGCCAGUUCCCAGCCUGUGUAUGAUUGUAUGUAGCAUUGUAGCCUUAAAUUGUCCAGACAUGUGGAACUUUCCCAUAUUAAUCUGCACAACUCAAGCCAAGAGAUAUUGGCAAGCAAAUGCUACACAUGCCGUAGGCCAUGAGUAGGCAAACUCAGGCCCAGGGGCCAGAUCCGGCCCAAUCACCUACUAAAUCCGGCCCGCAGACGGUCCGGGAAUCAGCGUGUUUUUACAUGAGUAGAAUGUGUGCUUUUACUUCAAAUGCAUCUCUGGGUUAUUUGUGGGGCAUAGGAAUUCGUUCAUUCCCCCCCCCCAAUAUAGUCUGGUCCCCCACAAGGUCUGAGGGACAGUGGACUGCCCCCCUACUAAAAAAGUUUGCUGACCCCUGCAGUAGGCUGUGUAUGGGAUUUGCAGAUGUGUAGCUCCUUCAGGCAUUGCUGCAAUGUGGCUUUCAUAUGUGGAAAAAUUAAACCAUCUCAGCAAUACACUAAGCUUAUUUGGUGGUCAGAUGAUUCCAGAGAAAGUUGUGUGUACUGAGGCUGGGAAUGCUUAGGAGCUGGAUAAGUUAGCUGUCGUCAGAAUUUUCCGUGGUGUGCAGAAACGAAAUUUGAUACUGAAAGACCAGCUUUGUUCUACUUUAAUAAGGGUUUGUUGCUAUUUAUUUUGGCAUGUUGUCAAUGGAAACUGACCAAGAUCAUUUCUGCCUUCAGGUGCUUUUGAGGAUACGUCAUUUGCUUCCCUUAAUGGCCUUGUCAGUGAGAACACGUUGAAAGGAAUAGCUGACAUGGGCUUUACGCACAUGACAGAAAUUCAACAUAAAAGUAUUAAACCACUUGUGGAAGGCAGGUAAGAAAUGGCUUGUGGAAGGCAGGUGUGUUUUGUAUGGACUUUUUUUUUUUUUUGUAAUCGUAUCAAUGGCAACUAGGCACGAUAGCUGUGUUCUGCCUCCACAACUGGAUGCAGCAAUGCUUCUGAGCACCAGUUGCUGGAGAUCACAGGAGGGGAGAGUGAUCAUGUGCUCGGAUUCUGCCCUGAGGCAUCUGGUUGGCCACUGAGAACAGAAUGCUGGACUAGAAGGCCCAUUGGCCUGAUCCGACAGGGCUCUUUGUAUGUUCCUAUGAAUGCAAAGUAACUAAGUAGCUCUCAGAUAGGCACAGAAUGAUCUCUCCUCCCCACCACAUGUGCUGUUACUGGGGUUGCUAUCUUGUGCAUACUAGCCGGAUAAGAGCCCAGUGAAUACAGGGGUAAUAUUUAGCAUGACUCCCAAACACACCAUAUGGAACAGGGAAACGCACAUCUGUAAGGGAAAGGAGAGGAAGAGCAGGGCCUGUUUGCACAAGCAACAGUCUCAUAUGCAAAUGGGGCAUCACAAUUGGAUAUCACCCCAUGGGACUUAAUUUGAAUAAUUGCUUAUAGGACCAGGCUGCGUUUCUUUCUAUCUCAUUGCUGGAUUGUGAGCAUUGUAUUAAAGCAUGCCACAUUAAAAUCAGUUAAGGUUGUGGUGGAAAAUUAAAAUAGUGACAGUUUCAAGUAGUCCCACUUAUGUAUUUUGGCAAACAAUUUUCUGUGUCAUGUGUAAUCAUGUAGUUUAGGCUGCAAUCCUAUAACUAGAAAUAAGCUCAGUGGGACUUACUUUUGCCUAGGCAUGCAUAAACACAAACUCCGGUUUUAUUUUUAAUGUUUAGCUUUAAAGCUGUUCUUAUUUGAUUUUAAAUUGUUUCAGCUUUCCUACUCCUAAAUUCAGUUCUUCAUACUUACUCUAUCUGCAGAGAUAUUCUAGCAGCUGCAAAAACCGGCAGUGGCAAAACUCUGGCAUUUCUUAUUCCAGCCAUAGAACUCAUCUACAAGUUAAAAUUCAUGCCCAGGAAUGGUAAGAUUUUCUGCAUUGCCUUCUCACUUGAAAGUCUGAAGAUAAAUUUGGGAAUAAUUGUUUGCCAUUAUGAUCUCCUUUCUGCAUCUUUCCCUCUGCCCCCUUCCAGGAACGGGCGUCCUCAUCCUUUCGCCUACUCGGGAACUUGCCAUGCAGACCUAUGGUGUCCUCAAAGAAUUGAUGACUCAUCACGUCCACACUUAUGGCCUGAUAAUGGGAGGCAGUAAUAGAUCUGCCGAGGCACAGAAACUUGCAAAUGGCAUUAACAUCAUUGUGGCAACUCCAGGCAGGCUUCUGGACCAUAUGCAGGUAGGAAGAGGAGUGCGUAGCUCAGGGCUUAUUUUGUGUGCCUUGUGAUAGCUGGUGACACUGUUUAAAUGCCUUGCAGAAUACUCCAGGGUUUAUGUUCAAGAACCUGCAGUGCCUGGUGAUCGAUGAGGCAGAUAGAAUCUUAGAAGUGGGAUUUGAGGAAGAAAUGAAACAGAUCAUUAAGCUCCUACCAAGUAAGCCAAACAUUCAAAUUGUCCUCAUUCUUUCUUUCUUGAGAUGGCAGGGAGAGCGGCGGUCUCAAAACACUUUAUUUUUAUUUUUUGCAGUUCUUGCUCACUUCUUCGGUGUCUUUUGCGUUUUCAUUUUAAGCACUGUGCAGAAUUUUAAAUGGAUGUGCCUUCCUUACAGCGGGCUAAAUAGUAACAUUUGUAGAGUAAUCCCAUGCAUAUUUACUUAGAAAUUACUUCCAUUCUAUUCAGUAGAUCUUACUCCCAAGUAGGCACGUUAAGGAUUGCAGCCCAUCUGCAUUAGCACUUGCUAAUAAAUAAAUAAUGUUUUUGGUGUGCUUCUACUUCAAAACUGGACUGCUAUGAAACUAUUUGGCUCUUAGUUGAAAAAAACCUGUGACCGGCUAAUUUUAGAAAUAUCCAGAUUAUACAAGGAGCAAGUGUGUUUCUCAUAGCAUUAGUGUGUUUUAUUUCAUUCAAGGUCUGUUGCUCUAAUCCAUUCAGUUGAAGUUGCUCCCUAUUUUUUCCCUUCCCAGAGCGUAGGCAAACCAUGCUGUUCUCUGCUACACAAACACGUAAAGUUGAAGACCUGGCCAAGAUUUCUUUAAAAAAGGAGCCAUUGUAUGUUGGGGUUGAUGACAAUAAAGAGACAGCAACUGUAGAUGGGCUUGAACAGGUAACUCUCAAGCGAUGGUGGUGGUGGUGGUGGUGGUGGAAGUAGUAGUAGAAAGAUACAUUAGCUUCUUAGCAGAGUUUGUUUCAUUUUUACUGCUGUCCUGGACGCUCAUUUAUAUACUUUUAUCAGAAUUCCCUUUCUCCAGGUGCCCUUUGUUUUUCAUAUUGUCCUGGUUCUCAUGUAACUCUUAAGUUAUGGUUUAAUUCAAUUGUCCUAACCUGGUUCAGUGUCUUAACCAGGAUUUAUUCUCAAUGACUAAACCACACUUUUAAACCAUGGCUUGUUGUUGAUUCAUAAGCUUUUAUUGUUGGCCACCUAUAGUUCCACAGAUAUGCAUCUAGCACAGGCAUAGUCAAACUGGGCCCUCCAGAUGUUUUGGGACUACAACUCCCAUCAUCCCUAGCUAACAGGACCGGUAGUCAGGGAUGAUGGGAAUUGUAGUCCCAAAACAUCUGGAGGGCCAAGUUUGCCUAUACCUGAUCUAGCAUCUUCAUUGUAUAGCUUUCACCAUAUGCUGAAGCUGUAACUUCACUCUGGACUUUGGACAGUUAAUACCUGUUGUUUUGUGGGACCCAGCACUUGCUGAAUUUGUAUUGUUCUGCUCUGGUUAUAAUGUUUUGCUUGUGUUUUUUUAAUUUUACUGUAGCAUAUAUAAUUGUAUAUUAUAUUGCUGUAGCCUGCCCUAGGAUCUUAAUAAAUAAGUGCUACAUGCAAACCCAGACAUUGAGAUCUGCAUCCAAGUUCAGCCAGUGUACAUAAUGUUUCUAAUUUUGGCUUACAGCUGAUCACUUUUUUCAAAUAUUCAUGUAUCUUCCAUAACAAACCUGAUUCCUAUGCAGUGGCAUAAUUACAGCUAAGUGCAGCUUUCAAAUAGUGUGGACGCCAUGCUGCUGGCUGAAGAUAUUAAUUGUCUACUAUCUCACUUGGAAUGGUUUUAUACCAGAUUUAGAUUGGGCUUAGGUUUAUUAAAUUUGUAUAUUGCUUCCUACUAAAGUCUCAAAACAAUUUGCAAUUAGGAUAAAGAAGAUAAAAACACAGUCACAUUAAAGGCAGAUGCUGCCCAAGCGAUGGCGGGGAGCGGGAACCAUCUUUGCCUAGCACCAAAAGGAUAACAGAGUUGGCAGUGACUAGCCUUAAAAAGUCAUUCCUACAAAAACUGCAGGAAUAGUUGAACAUUAUUUGGGGUAAACUUUAAUUGUACUCAUGCAGAUUCUCUUUAUAGUCCUUUUUUGUAAGGAAAAUAGAACUUAAGGGGCUUAAAAGUAAAACCCACAUUUCACUGAAAUCUUUAUUCAGGUGGCCUGACAUUUUCUAAGGCCAUCAUUUUUGAACAUGUUCACUGGAAAAUCCCACUGAAUUUAGUUGGAUUGCUGGCAAAUGUGCAUAGGAUGGAACUUUAAGAAAACGUAACUGUUUUCUAUGAUGGGAUGUCUUUCUUCCUGCAGCCCCCAGUCUUCUACAGAGGGUCAUCCAACCCUCCGGAGCAGAUUUUGCCAUCACAGCGGGCGGGGGGGGGGCUGCAGAAGGAAGGGGAAUCCAUUCUGCCAGUGGUGCCUUUUCUACUGGCAGAUGAAUAGCAUUGGAAUCGGGUUUGUUUGUUUCUAAAACCCCUUUUUGAUCCCUUUCCUUUAGUCGAUGGGAGUCAACCACACACCUUCACUUCUGAUCAAAUUUUUUCAAGAGUAAGAGAUUAGGAAAUGGGUUAUCAGAACACAAUUCUUUAGGUGCAUUUUGGUACAGUGUGCUUCCAUUUGGAAGUUGCUAGAAAUAGUACUAUAGAAGGCUAUAUGUACAUAAAACCAUUUUCCCAAUCAUUUUUAGGGUUACGUAGUGUGCCCUUCAGAAAAGAGGUUCCUCCUACUUUUCACUUUCCUCAAGAAGAAUCGGAAGAAAAAGCUGAUGGUGUUCUUCUCUUCAUGUAUGUCUGUGAAGUAUCAUUAUGAACUUCUUAAUUACAUUGAUCUCCCAGUCCUGGCCAUUCACGUAAGUAUAUGUUUUGGAAAUGACAAUCUACUUUGAAACUGGCAAUGUUUAUCCAUGACUGUUUUGAUCACUCAAGAUUUAUUUUGGGUUAAUAUACAUAAAGCUGAUAAUCUGAUAAACCAGAAUCUAGCAGUAAUCCAUCACUUGUGAGUUAUUGCGUGCUCCCUUUUCACUGGCUGCGUUCAGAGGUAAUGCUAAGCUUUGAAGUAUUAUUUGUUUAACUAUCCAUGAGAUGCGUGCUGAUAUAUGCUGCUUGAGUACUCCCACAAUCUAUUGCCAAGGUUUGUUCUUGGCUUCCCUGCUCAUUCAUGGUUUCUUUGAGAGAAACAAACCGAAAGGGCUGGUUUAAGCAAUGCUAAGCCAGCUGCUCCAUAGUUUGUUUUUCUGCUCAACUAAAGGAUGGUGCUGGUGUUCAGUUAAAUGAACCAUGUUUUAAGCAAACCAAUAGCUUAGCGGUCAUUAUGAUGUGAUGGAUGUUAUAAGCCAGCCGUUCUCAACUUGUGGGUCCCCAGAUGUUGUUGAACUACAACUCCUAUCACCCCUAGGUAGCAAGGCCAGAGCUCAGGGAUGAUGGGAGUUGUAGUCCAACAACAUCUGGGGAUCCACAGGUUGAGGCAUUUUGACUGUUCAACCAGUACAUUUACAAAAAUUUUGGCCAGCUAAGUGCCAUCUUUAACUGACAGCUGAUCUCAGACUUAUGGGACUUCCAGCACACACUGUGAAUAAUUUCAAUAGCCCCUCUUUUUAGCAAGAAAUUUACCCUGCUCUAUGCUAUCAUGAGACCCCUUUUGCAUCUACAGCUGGGUGUUUUGAGCCGACUUGCAAGCUUGAAUAAUGCAUGUAGCUUUGAAGUUACUGUAAAUUGCAGGUGGCCUUUUAUGAAGCCUGAGAGUGCAUAACAAGAAUGUCAGCAUCUCAGCAAGAUUUCUGCAAUGGAGUCAUAAAUUAACCUUUAAAUGUCAUCAGCUGAACCUUUCUCUUAAACCUGCCUUUAAAAUGCUUAUGUGAAGAACUCGGUUUUGUCAGCAAGGUUGAAGUUGUUUGUUAGAAUGUUGUUAGCUGACAGUUAAGCAUUUUAAGUGUGUCUGCAUUAAUGUAGUAAAGUGAUCCCCCCCCCAGUGCCCAUACUGUGGAAGAAGUAAAGCACCCUUUGUUUCUUCUUAAAUUAACACAAAAACGACUAUUCAGGUAGAAUUUACUAAAUUAACUGCAAUACUGUGCACUUUUUAGAAAGCAAAAAAAAAAAGUUUUUCAUUCUCUCCCAUAAACGGACUUUUUUCUGUUUUGUUUUGUUUAUGUUUUUGUUUAUGUUUAUGUUUACAACUGAUGCAGUUCAUAUUCUGCCAGUUUACCUAACCUGGAAGGCCCUGAGUAUUUCCAGUGAAAUGUGUCAUUGCAACAAAGAACUUCAGGGCAGAUUUGUGCAAAGGUUUAACCAUUCAAUGGCAGAGGUUUUUUAUUUGUGGUAGAACCCAUUCCUGUGUAUGGGUUUUACUAUAACCUCUCUGGAAUACAACUCCCAUUAGCACGCCAUGCUGGCUGAGACUAAUGGGAAUUGUAGUCUAAAACAUUUGGAGGGCACUAGGUUGAUUAAGGAUGUUUUAUUGUAAGAGCUGCUGCUGGUUUUCUUUACACACCAAAACAGGUUCACCAAAAAAGGUGUAGCAUAGAUUUAUGUGGGGGCAGGGAGAGGAGAAUGCAGACUUAACCAUGCGUUAUUGGACAACGUCUCUAACCAUCUACCUGGAGAUGUUUAUAGUUCAAUACUUUUUGAGUUAUUUUCCCACUGAAGUAGAAAGUGUGAUAUACAACAUAAAUCAGUCUUGAACUGCUACUCUCGAUGGCUAUGCUCUGCCUCCCAUGUUGGAGUGUGUCUCUGAAUGCCAGUUUCUGGGAAUCACAAGUGAGGAAAGUACUGUUGCACUCAGGUCUCUCUCACAGUCUUCCUACUGUAAGGUAAAGGUAAAGGGACCCCUGACCAUUAGGUCCAGUCGUGACCGACUCUGGGGUUGCGGCGCUCAUCUUGCUUUAUUGGCCGAGGGAGCCAGCGUACAGCUUCCAGGUCAUGUGGCCAGCAUGACUAAGCCGCUUCUGACGAACCAGAGCAGCGCACGGAAAUGCCGUUUACCUUCCCGCCGGAGCGGUACCUAUUUAUCUACUUGCACUUAAGGGUGCUUUCGAACUGCUAGGUUGGCAGGAGCUGGGACUGAGCAACGGGAGCUCACCCCGUCGCAGGGAUUCGAACCGCCGACCUUCUGUUCGGCAAGUCCUAGGCUCUGUGGUUUAACCCACAGCACCACCCGUGUCCCUCUUCCUACUGUAGGCUGCUCUUCUUGCAUUUUCUCAUAAAAAGCAGUAAUUGCUGCCUUUUUCCAUGCUGGACAUUUCUUCUGAUUUUAUGUGGUGGCUAAAAGUGUAAACUGACAGCCAGCAAUUCUCUGAUCUAAAUCUUGCCUUAGGCAUGGAUUUGCUGGAGUGUUUUUUUGCAAACUGCAGAGCCUUGGCAUACUGGCUGCAAUAUGGGGAUAGUAAUGCAGGCUUUUCUUUACAGGAUUCUUGUAAGAAUUAAAAAGCACUAUUUCGCCGUGCAUAAUAUAUCACAGGUUAUUUCCCACACAGUGGUGGUUCUGACAUUUGUUCACACCUAGUUAUGGCUUUGUAAUGGAUUUGGGGUUUGUUUGGCAGUAUAAUUUUUGACAUAAUUCUGAUAUAUUUGUAGCCAGGUUGCUAUUCAUGCAGUGUGAUGCAUGUACAUUAUAGGGAUGUGUUGGCUUUCAGGCUCUCUCUGGAGAAUCCCAUAGUUGCUUAUGAACCUCAUCAUGAACACCUCACUUUCUUCUAGGGCAAGCAGAAGCAAACGAAGCGCACAACGACAUUUUUCCAGUUCUGCAAUGCAGAUUCUGGAAUACUCUUGUGCACAGAUGUAGCUGCUCGAGGACUGGACAUUCCGGAGGUUGACUGGAUUGUUCAGUAUGACCCGCCAGAUGAUCCAAAGGUAGUACAAUUUCCUGAAAGAUGUAUGUUUUCAGAGGCGCUGUGGAUUUAACCCACCUAAGAAAUUCCCCCGUGUUCCUGAAACUAAAUGAGACCGCAAAUCUUAAUAUAUUUAUUUAUGCAUAUUUAUAACAUGCACUUAUAAUAUAGCAAGGUGGCAUACGGCGUAUAAGAAUAAAAAUAGAGCAUCAAUAAAAUCCCUGCUAAGCUUGACUUCACAAUUUAACAUUUAAAUUUUAUCCAUUACAUUUCCUGCAAGGAGCGCAAGGUGGCAUGCAUACGUUUCUGUCCCAUACAGUGAUUAUACCCAAUUUCAUUUUGCUUCUGCAGGGUUUCUGUAUCCUGUACGUUCAGACUGUUUUCUGAGACCCUUCAGAAUGUUUUUUUUUCUUUUUUUCUCCUUUUUGGGGGAAAUUAUUUGCACAAGAUUGCUCUUCUAAGGAAACUUUAAAAAAAAUAUAUAAAGGAACUGGAAAAUCUGGUAUAUAGUGAGCAGAGAGCACCAUUCUGCAUAUGGCAGAGCUCCUCACUCCUCUGUGUCUACUCAGCUGUUCUUUUCCUUCCCUCCAUCGUCAAAUCCCUCUGCUGAACCAAAGAUCUGCUUACGUAGCGAAAGUCACAAUGCUAGUACCAAUAGUUAUUGGCAUGUGGGGUGGCUUGCAUCAGCGCAGAAACAGCAGCAUCCCAGGAAGAGAGAGGCCAGACUUUCACGCUGCCUUUCAGUUAAAUUGCUUGUUGCUGCAUGAUCAGUUUGCUGAAACAUGCAUGUAGCUUUCAGGAUUGGAGUAGGAUCCAUGCUGCAGGUGUUUGCCUUCCGGUAUGUGGAGACCAGUAACGGGGAUGACCAGGGUGGGAGCAGAUCUAGCUAGCAUGUUCCUGUCCUCACACGGGCAAUUCUAUAAUGGUGGGCAUGGAAUGCCUGAAUAAGGCAAGAGUAUUGGAAUCAUAGCUGGCUCCAGCGAUGUUCAAGAGCAAGUUAGAGUGGCAUUUAGGUGAGACAUUGGGAGCCCAGAAGGAAAGAGCUGGUUAAUGUGCUGCUGGCUGCCUGAGCAUGCAAAUGGUGACAGUAAUGAGGAGCAGCAAGAAAUAAAGAUCAUGGGCUGUGGUGGGUCCAGGGUGUUGGGACCUUAGCAGCAGCCAGAAGAUGCUAACUUGCAGCUGCGUCGGCUCCAACCAAGAAGAGUCAAGCUUCCAAACUCCCCCCCCCAAAAAAAACCCCACAAUGCUUUAUUUUUCCCAUUGUGUAUACUUUUCCAAAGCCUCCGUGCUUUUCCUCUUUUUUUUACUAAUUUGUUUUGUCAAAGCUAAGUCCAUAACUGAAGUAAAUAAGAAUUUCAUUUGGGGAAUAGGAGACUUUUAUGUAAGUUUGGUUGCGGAUCUGUUUAUGUAUGAGCGCCAUUUGCUGUGCCUCUGUUUACUGUAAAAAAAAAUGUUAGUUACUCUCGCAUUGUUUCUUUUUAAAAAGGAAUACAUUCACCGUGUUGGUAGGACUGCCCGGGGUAUAAAUGGAAGAGGACAUGCUCUGCUGAUUUUACGUCCGGAAGAACUGGGUUUCUUGCGUUACCUAAAGCAAGCCAGGGUAAGUCAGUGUGGAGCACUGCAGCUAAGCUUUAAUGAUUAAUCAAAUAAUUUCUACCUGCCUUAAUUGCCUAAAGAGUGUUUAACUAAAUAACCUUAGUAGAAUUGCAGAGCGGCUUCUGUAAUGAAACUGCAUAAUUUAGAAGAAGCUUUCCAUCAUAUGCAUGUGGAGUUUAAGGGAGUAGAGAAAAUUUAACACAAGCUAUGGAUGCACUGCUUUGAUAUCCUGGUUCUUGGUCCCAUCGCAUAUCCAGCAGUAUCAGAGCAAACAGAAUCAGCUUCUAAUUCCCACGAUGCCAAGGAUGGUCAUAAGUUGUCAAUAAAAUUGUUUGUUUUGUAUGUUUUGCAUAGAAUGGUGAGGGCUUUGAUGGAGGCAAUACCACCAUGAAGAUGUCAGGGCAGUGCUUCUGCAUAUAUUGGUGGUAGCCCACAGGGGGUUCAUAUAAGCUUGUUUUCCCACCAUAAAAUGACUCACGAACACAUCUUUUGCAGGAAUUAUGCAAAUACAGAAACUUCCAUGACGCAUUUGCACAGGAAUGCAUCAGCGUAAUUGUCCCCUGUUGGGUAUAGAAAUGUGAAAUGUCUUUGGUUAUGAGGGUGUUUCAGAAUGCGAUUACAAAACAGCUGCUCAUGCUGUGUAUGAACUUCCAUUCCUCUUUGAAACAUUUUUGUGUUGAAAUCGCUCUCUGGAUUUCUGUCAUCACCAAAAAAAACCCUGCUUUAUUUACACUAAUAUAGCAAGUGCAGAAGAAUGGGAUUUGGGGUGAGCCUCCAUAUGUUCUAAUCUAGACAGCUGCUAUUUGUUUUUAGUGACAGUUCUCUGAACUGAUGUUUGAGCAGCACCUGCCUUUUCAGUAUCUUCUGCAUAUAAUGUAACAGUUUUCUUAAUUAUUCUUUUAGGUACCAUUAAAUGAAUUUGAAUUUUCUUGGUCCAAAAUUUCUGACAUCCAAUCUCAGGUAAAAUAAAAAUAAAAGCGUUUCUGCCACUUGCAUUCUUAAGCUUGCUUCACCUAUUUCUUUGGAAAAAUUUGUACCCCACAUAUCUAGGUAACUAAAAAUAAAUACAAAAAGCAAUCUAAUGAAUAAAUCAUAAUAGAAGAACACACAGUGCACAAAUUUGAAGCUAUUGUGAGGUGUGAGUGAAACUAAAUCUGGAUGAAUUUUAAUCCUGCUACAUUUAAAGUAACCGUAGCAACCUACUUAUAAAACGAACAUAGCACAGUGUGUGUCUUACGUUUGUUGAGGCACCUGAGUGGUACCCUUAUGGUCUUUCUUAUUAGUGUUUAUUUGUAGCCUUUCAGAAUAUUUAUACAUCCUCAUGGAAGGAUUUCUAAUAGAAAAGAGAGUAAAAUAAUAACAGUUCCCACAGGGCAGUUGACAGUAUAUGGCCUGAGGGACUCAGGGCAGGCAGAGGAAUGGGCCAUAGCUGGAACAGACCCUGAUGUCGUUUUGCACUUCCUCCCACAAGAAUUUCACUACGAAGGAUAAAAUGACAGCAUGUGAGUGUAAACUGAGUUGACUGCAAGGCGUUAAUAUCAGAGAGGUUGACAUUGGGGCGUGAUUUUAGAAGCCUUUCCUCUAUGGCAUUAUAUAUUUUUUAAAAACCUGGAAGUGGAAACAUGCUGUGUAUAGGUAAGAUGGAGACCAGGAUAUAUUUUUUUCAGAGACCUGGUAAAAAGUCCCACUGUAGAAUGUGGAGUUUUCACACUUCGUUCUAUGAAGGAAAUUUAUACCUAAUUUUCAAAUUCUAUAGCCACAUAUUUUUGUAAAAUAAAAAAUAAAAAAUGAAAAAAACAGUAUUUCUUGAUAAUGAGCUUGCAUUGUUAACUUUGAAAACUACAAUUUGAUAAAUGUGUGUACUAUUCCAACUGUAUUGCUCUAUUCUUCCAAAUGAUAAAUGUCAAUGUCAGUUACCUGCAAAAUGUUCCAUUUCCUCAUUUAUUAGAUGACUGUAUAAUUGAACGUUCCUUCUGCCUUUGUAAUUUUCAGCUGGAAAAAUUGAUCGAGAAGAACUACUUUCUUCACAAAUCUGCCCAAGAAGCUUACAAAGCCUAUAUAAGAGCUUAUGAUUCCCAUUCUCUGAAACAGAUCUACAACGUCAAUAACUUGGAUCUGCUCAAGGUUGCACUCUCUUUUGGCUUCAAGGUCCCACCAUUUGUGGACCUUAGUAUCCUUUUAUUGCAAAGUAUUUCUUCCCCUUUCUAUGAUUCAGAUGUGUUGGGGUCAACUGUUCACUUGUCAGUAAACCAGUUUGUGGGCUGGUAGUAGAUCUGGUUCAAUGGCAGUUUCGGAAAUUCAGAACUGCAGGUGUAGAUUUUAAACAUGACAUAUUCAUGUGUAAAAGAAGGUGGAGGGCAUGAGCUUUCAGCGUGUAGCGAUAGCACUACUCUUAAGGAGGGCCUGCCAGGGCAAAUGAUUAUGGUCUGUGUCAGGGAACUGCCAUCGGAAGGAAGGGAGGUGAAAGGGCUCACACAGGUUGGGAGAGACUCAGCAGCUGAAGAGGGAACCAGUAGGGGGAGAGGAGCUGAGCUGAGGGAAAGUGAGCUGGAGGGAUGGCUCAGAGACACUUCCAGCGAAAACAGUGGGGAGGUUUCAGGACCUCCUGUAGGAACACCCACUCCUCGCCGGAAACUGUCACGCAGAGAGUCCAGAAGACGUGUUUCCGUUAAGGAGCUUUUAUGUUGGAAGCGAUUCCGAAAGCAACCACUGUCGGAAUCUGCUAGUGACUAGAGGAGCCAUGUCUGAGGGGCUCCGUCACAGACAGAGGUUUGUGGACUUGAACAAACUCUGAGGGGAUACUAUUUUACGCACAAGCAGCUCAUCAUCCCAUCACAGUCUGCUUUUGUUGUUUCAUUCCAUCUUCUUUGCAUCCUAAAAUGCCCAUUGACUUUGUGUUUACAUGGACCAGUUAUUCUAUCCUUUGGAACACGACUGCUUCAGUCACAAGCUUGACAUAAUAAUGGUAUCUAAUAGAGGGCUAACUUUGCUCUCCGUAGAAAAACUUAAUUGGAAAACUCUGAGUGAUGGCAGUCACUAGAUAAAUUUCUACAGGUGUUUUCUUCUCCCUUGCCACACUUGCAACCUAGUUUUGAAAAUGUACUGCUAAUGCUAUGAUUCCACACACCCCCAAAAAAGAGGCCUUGGUGCCAUCCUUAGAAUUUUAAUAGCUUAAGCUAAUUACAUAUUUAUGAACUUGCAUUCCUUGACACCAUUUUCUCAGAUGUAAACAGCAGCCACGGGAAGAGAUUGCAAAAAAGAGGUGGCGGUGGAGGGUUUGGCUAUCAGAAAUCAAAGAACGUCCAGAAAUCCAAAAUCUUCAAGCACAUUAACAAGAAACAAUCAGAUAGCAGGCAGUUUUCCCGCUGAGAUGCUUGUUCCGUGUUCACAGAACUGGCUUUUGAUCCUUCACUUAAUUACUCUGUUCUCUGCAAAGCAAGGUGCAUUCAGUAUAGAAUUUGGUAUAGACUUUGAAGCACACACUUUUAGGACACAGUCCAGUCCUCUGUGAUCAUUGUACCUAUGCAUGGAAGAUUCCUUUUAGCUUUUCCCACUUCUUCCAGCCUAUGCUCACAUGAAUUGGCUGCAGUUCUCUUACCCGGGAAAAUAGAAUGCCUCUUCCUGUGUCCCCUAAUUCCCUCUGCAGUGCAGGAUAUUAGUAUUCUUGAUAUACGUCUUGGCUGACCCUUUGCGGGUCCUCCGGGAGCUAACACUGUGGCUACAAUGGAUUGGAGCUCAAGUCUCUAUCCACUGAUACUAUGUGGCACUUUUAAAAGGGUGCUCUAUUUUCUUCCAUGGACUCCCAAGUGAUUUGGCAUCUCUCAGAAUUUUUAGGCUGUAUGUACACAGAUUUUGCAAGAGGUGAUUAAUACAAUUCUUUUUUAUGUACUCUUUAAGUUUUUGUACUCAGAGACUCUUCCUUGUGUUUUCUUACAAAGUAAACGUAGGUUGUCUGCCUGCUAUGCCACAUGGCUGUUCAGAAGCUCUUUAGAGGUUUGACAGCCCACUGGGGCCAUGCUUAGAAAUUGUAGGUGAUUAUUCCCCCCACCCCACCCGGUCCCAAGUGGCAAUUCCUUUUUCCUCCAAAGCUUCAAAAGCCUUUUUGUAACUUUUGGAAGUAUAAAGGAUGUUUGAAGAAGAGAGAACCUUUAUCCGAGACGUAUAUAAAGUGGUAUCUUACCUUGAAUUGAAAGCUUUGAAGAAGUUCAGGGGUAUUGCACUCUGUAUGAAUUUUUGAAUUGAGUUUAAAUGGUUAGAAUUCAAAAGGUCAACCAAAAUUAUAUAUCACCGUGUCACACGAAUAAAUGCCUUUAGAGUUCUGGGCACAUAGCACACUUCUCAGGCUAUUGGUUCUGCCACCAAAGCGGAUUCUUUCCUUUUUGUCCCUUUUGGAAUAGGCUUCGGGCCCUGCAGCCGGGUUCCAUUAGGGCAUCCAGCUUGUGCAUUUUAACUGCAUGAACGGCCUUUUUCACAUGGCAGCAGGAGAACAACAUCAGAAGCAGCGAGGUACUUGUGAAUCCAAGUGGUUGUGUUUGCAGUAACACUGAAAGCCAGGUUUCCUACUGAUGAGUUGCUUAUAUAGUAAUAUAUGUUGUGUUGGAACAAGCAAAUGGCAGUUGCCCUAACCACACUCUCACAACUGGAAUGUCAGUUUUGAAGGCUCGCCCAAAUGCUCCGGAGGGUUGUGGGAACCCGUGAUCUGGAGUUGGGGUAACAUUCCAUUCUGCAAGGAGAAAUCCCUGGACUGCGAGGACAUUUGCUGUAGAGCUAUGUUGAAUUCCACCCUUGGGAUGGAAUUCAACAAAGCGCUAAGUGGAGGAACAAGGUCUGGCCAUGCAAGAAGACUUCCACCUUCUCUUCCCCCCUGUGCCCUCGAACCUAUUCUGGUGGCUCCCCCAACCCAGAUUUAAGUUGGGGUGGGGGGGAGAAUCCUGCUGAGUAAGCGAACCUCGAUCCAGUCACACAACUUAGUUGACACCUGCC
Messenger RNA from Podarcis lilfordi (Lilford's wall lizard), 18313 nucleotides. NCBI's taxonomy places the organism in Eukaryota, Metazoa, Chordata, Lepidosauria, Squamata, Lacertidae. The record is from the annotation of a GenBank genome assembly.